Molecule: messenger RNA, 1386 nt
Organism: Spodoptera littoralis (African cotton leafworm)
Lineage: Eukaryota; Metazoa; Arthropoda; Insecta; Lepidoptera; Noctuidae
Source: the annotation of a GenBank genome assembly
AUGGACUUAAUGAAUACGGAGCUGUUGGCAUUUACGAAGGAUUUGCCGUUGAAUGCAGAGUCUGUAUUCAAACAAGAUUCGAAGCUUGCCGCUGCUAUUGAUAAACUCUGUAGUAAUCAAAAGAAAUUAAUGGGCGCAGUUGAAAUAUUGUCGCUUCCUGAACGAAAAUUAGAUUUUGGCGAAGUUCAGGAGCUUUUAAAAGGUUCAAAAGUCGAAAAAGGUGCUCACAAACCUCCACAUGUUCAUUUGAAGGAGACAAAUGACGAAAGAAGGUUGCUUAUAAAAAAAGUAGAACAAAUAUUGGAUGACAUUAAUAAACGAGCGGAAAGUGGAGAUACACCGAAACUUGUGAUACGGAAUCAGAAACUGUGGAGCAAUUGUGUUUAUGAUUUAGACAGAGAGCUAUUCUACCAAAAUGUAAUGAGGCUUCGUAACCAGUGUAACUUGGACUUAGCAGUGAGAGACGUGUGCUGCUUAUUGGAGACUCCUCCAUGGACCCUGGGUAUAGUGGCUACGGCCAAAGGUCUGAUCGCUGGACCCCUCACCCUGCAUCUUAGAGACGGCAACGUUGUUGAUUGUAUGGCGCCUGGAGGCGUACUAAUACCACAAGAUAUCGUCGGGAUCAAAGAGUUCCAAUCUACAGCCAAAUACAUCCUGGUGGUGGAAAAAGAUGCCAUCUUUCAAAAACUCUUGGAUGAAGGAGCCUUACUUCGACUGGGUCCAGUCAUCAUCAUAACGAGCCAGUCCCACCUCUCGUCAUCAUUAGCUUGCAGUUCCCUGGUGAUGUUGGGAGCUCGUCACAGUGACGUCAUGACCCUGGCUCCUACUGAAGCAAGGCUGCCACUCACUGAACUGGACAAGAGGAAAAUUGAGAAUCUACUCAAGAGACCGUAUUUGAAUAAUAGUCAAGUUGCAAGAUCUUGCAAUAACACACCGCUUAUGAAGCUCAAAAGCGAACCGGCGAAACGGAAGUCUUUUAACGUGAACGAAGCUGUAAGAUCUUUAGACUUGGCGUUGGGUAGACUGAAGAAGAGCAAGCUGGUGAACGGAGAGUACGCGUCGAGCCGCGGACUGAACCCCGCGGCGCAGGGCGCGUCCGACAUGUUCAUGGACAUGUGCUCCAGCUCCACGUUCCGGCCCGGCACGGAGAACGCUUCACUUAUGUCCAUGAACUUCUCGCACUACGAGCUGAUGCGCAACGUGUCGCGCUCCAACUGCAACUCGGACGGAGCGUUCAGCGGCACGACGUGCAGCGCGCGACUCAGCGCCGCCGACGUCGACGUCAAGGACGAGCACCUCGAGCGAUACUUCCGCUCCGUCGAGAUGUGGUCCCGCAACUACCGCGACCCGCCCAGCAGUAUGCACUUAGACUUACCAGAUAAGUAG